Messenger RNA from Neohortaea acidophila, 870 nucleotides. RefSeq lists its product as uncharacterized. The record is from RefSeq and is a predicted model, not a curated record. Gene Ontology annotation, molecular function: protein-containing complex binding. The coding region runs from base 1 to 870 and encodes 289 amino acids. Gene Ontology annotation, cellular component: mitochondrion. NCBI's taxonomy places the organism in Eukaryota, Fungi, Ascomycota, Dothideomycetes, Mycosphaerellales, Teratosphaeriaceae. The transcript has 2 exons.
AUGGCCAAUUCGAAACUCCUCGUGUUUGGCGGCAACGGAUUUCUGGGCAGCAGAAUAUGUAAAGCAGCCAGCACGCACAACUGGGACGUCGUCAGUGUCUCUCGCUCCGGCGAACCAAACUGGCCCAGCGUCUCUUCUCAUCAGACGGCACCUGCGUGGUCCAAAAAUGUAACCUGGCGAAGCGCGAACAUUCUGCAGCCCGAGUCGUACAAGAAAGAUCUUGAAGGCGCGACUGCGGUGGUGCAUUCCAUGGGAAUUCUCCUGGAGGCGGACUACAAGGGCGUGUUGACCGGAAAAGAGUCUCCGAUCGCUGGACUUCAGAGAGCUUUCUCAAAAACGAAGAAGGGCAGCAAUGUCAAUCCUCUCGAGCGAGGCGCAGGCCAGGAACUUGACGCCGGCGAGUCCGAUGGGCAGUUGACCUACGAGCUUAUGAAUCGGGACUCUGCCAUCUUGGUGGCUCGCGAAGCAAACGAAGCGAGCGUUCCAUCGUUCGUCUACAUUUCUGCGGCUGCUGGCGCGCCAAUCCUACCAGGUCGAUACAUCUCCACCAAACGCGAGGCCGAAGAUACAAUCUCUUCGGCGUUUCCCAAGAUGCGAUCCCUCUUCAUCCGCGCGCCUUUCUUAUACGACUCAUCUCGAUCCUUCACCAUGCCCAUGGCCGCAGUCACAUACGGGGGCUUUCUGGCAAACUCUCUAACCGGCGGCAACUUGACGUGGCUCAUGGGUGCCGGUGGUGCGAAGCCUUUGAAGGCCGACAUUGUCGCAAACGCUAUCGUUGAAGGGCUGGAGGACGAAAAGGUCAAAGGCCCAGUGGAGGUGAAGGAGAUUGAGGAAUUGGCCACUCGGACCUGGAGACGAGGAAUGUUGUAG